Gasterosteus aculeatus aculeatus (three-spined stickleback) is the source of this 2054-nucleotide messenger RNA. RefSeq names its product calcium/calmodulin dependent protein kinase II inhibitor 1a (gene camk2n1a). Gene Ontology annotation, molecular function: calcium-dependent protein kinase inhibitor activity; protein kinase binding. Gene Ontology annotation, biological process: negative regulation of protein kinase activity. The record is from RefSeq and is a predicted model, not a curated record. Lineage: Eukaryota; Metazoa; Chordata; Actinopteri; Perciformes; Gasterosteidae.
AAUUGCAUAACAGGUUGGCAGAUUUGAGUUUUGUUACUCGUCGACUGGUGGCGCGUAAACGACGUCUUUCCCCAAAACCCCCGAAUUAAUUCACGUUUGGGUGCAAGUCGCCAUUUGUUUUUGUUUUUUUGCAUCUGGAUCCCGCAGAGUUGGCACACCACGACUCCAACUGGAAGCUUCUCUCAGCUGCACCAGAAAACCCCCUUACAGCUCCCUCACCAGGUCUCCCCGGGAUCCGUGUUUUGCACCGCUCUUCAAUUUGCAUUUCUUACUCGGAUUCUCCGUGCGACGGGAUCAGCCACUCGAAACCAGCGGGCGCUCCACGGCUCUAUUGUUCGUACGCGUCCAUUUCCAAAGCAAUACGCGCAGAAAAGGAACAGAAAAAAAGCACUGGAAAUUUUGAAUAAUGUUAGCGGAGAUCCAUGCGGGAGAACACUGAGCACCUUUCGCUUUACCGUUAUUUCAGUUGCGUACCUACGGAGACGGACACGUGUCUUCGGGGUAAACAGAAAGGGCUAGAUCGUGUCAGUAGAUUACCUUUGUUUUUCUUCCUCGCUUUUGUUUGUCACAGACGACCAGCUUGGCGACCAGCUAUACAUUUCAGUUUCUGCGCCCUGGUGAUAAAGACGCAUUGGGAGAUGUCGGAAGUGCUGCCUUUCAACGAAGAAAAAAUGAGUCAUUAUGGAAAUGAAGGCGACGAGGGACACCUUUCCUUCACCUGUCGUCUUCAAGACACCAACAACUUCUUCAAUGGAUCACAGAACAAACGUCCGCCGAAACUCGGACAAAUAGGCAGGAGCAAACGGGUUGUUAUUGAGGAUGAGAAUGGCGACAACGAAGCACAGAAAAAUGGAACAGAGAAGACCCCGGCAGAGGCUUAGAGCGCUCGGCUUCAACAACCCCCAAAAGACACUCUUGAAAUUUUGAAUGGUGAUGUUGAGCAGUUUUAAUCCAAAGACACUGUAUAUAAGCACUUUCUCUCAUGUGGCAGCAAGCAGCACUUCCACGCCUUGCUCUCCCAGUCGGUUGUGGCCAUCCAGGUGAGGAGGACUGGCAAGGGUGGGAGAUGGCAUCGAAGGAGACCCCCAGGUGGACCCCCUCUCUCCCUGACAUACACACACACGCACACAGACAAACACCCUCAAUUGCAGGGUUUCGCCAUAAAUCCAACAGCAGUAGAAGACAACAGAGGGUGGGGGGUUGAGGUGGAAGAAGGAUACCACGCCGUUGAAAUGCAGAAAUCAGGGACAUGAUACAGAAAUAAAUAUGAUAUAAAACUAAAGCACACACUUCUCCUAUAUCUUAUCAAUCAAACCUAUGAUAUCAUCAUUUCUGCUCUUUGAUCCAGGGCAACUUGUAAAUAUGGAAAGGGUAGCCCAUAUUUUCUUGCACAAAGUGGAAAACUGGUUUGUCCUGUGUUGAAGACUUUAUUUAUUGAUCCUUUGGAAUAUGUGUUUUGCAGAGACUUAAGGCCAGAGGGGGCGUUCUUUUGUAUGUCGAUAAAACUUGAAAUGAAUGGGAGUGAUUUCUUUUUUUUCUUCACUUAACAAUUCUUGAUGUUGCCUGAGUGUUUUUUGUUACGUAUACUUUGCAGCUAAUGAGUCAUUUAUAUACAGUGUACCUCCCACCUGUUUGUAAGCUUCCCAGGUUUUCACCUGGAUUGGUUAAUUAUGUAACUUGACUGUACACACCCUAUUGAUAAACUAUUUAUAUUGCAUUGUGCAUUAUUGUGCCAAAUCUCAUGAGGAAUAAUACUGUACGAGAAAACUUAUUUUUUUGUGCUUUAUACAUUAAGUCGUACAAUUCAGUUGUUUUAUUGGGUUGCCAUUUUUAGGGCCCUUCUCAAAACACCGAGAUACCAACUCAUGCAUGGCAAAUAUAAAAUCAUGCAUGCACGGCAGACGCUCUGAAACUCUGUAUUCUUGAAGCACCUCGUUUACAGCUUUGAAUGACAAACCUUGAGAAACAGUCUUAAUUCUCCGUAGUACUGUCCCAUUCUCACUGAUUUGUACAGUGGCCUAAUAUCUUGUAAUAAAGAUUAUGAUAAAGUACUA